AUGUUAUCUCUCCCACCCAGAGAAGGAGGAGAUAGGUGGAUGACCUACUUCCCAUUGCUCCAUAAGUCCUCCUGUUACACGACGCCAUCUUCACAUCCCCUCUUCGUGAACCCUAAAAAUUUCGAUUUUGAGAUACAGCUGGAGAAAGAACUACUACACCCAAUUGCUUGUUGUGAGGUUCAAGCCCGAAAAAUGUGCUAAAUAUUAGAAAAUUAAUUAUGUUAACAAAGUUCACGGGAUGCUCAGGAGGAAUCAAGGAUUCUAACUACGGUUGCUGCUAUAACAGGUCACCUGAUCCCGAGGGUAAACUUCUUGAAGAAACAUUGGAUAUUUGGAUGCAAUUAGACAAAGGACAAUUGCUUCUUUUUUUGUUGAUGUUUAUCUAACAUGCCCAAAGUUGCAGGGAAGAUGCAAAUGUAAAAUAGGAGACAAAUUAAAGCUUCAAUAAUUUUAAAGGCAUAAAACCAUUCGGGCAUAUUAUGUGGUGUGAAUGAUGUGAAACAAAGUAUUCGUGAAGCCAGACACUCGGCUACAACUCGGUGAUCACCCAAUUGCAGCAAAUAGAUACACUAAGCAUACCGCUACUCUUUUGGAUAAAACGUAUCAAUAUUUGUAUGACUCUUUCUUUAUGAUUUUUAAGCUCUAAUAAAUUAUUUG
Molecule: messenger RNA, 657 nt
Organism: Lactuca virosa
Lineage: Eukaryota; Viridiplantae; Streptophyta; Magnoliopsida; Asterales; Asteraceae
Source: the annotation of a GenBank genome assembly